This is a messenger RNA of Juglans microcarpa x Juglans regia, 648 nucleotides long. RefSeq lists its product as uncharacterized. The coding region runs from base 1 to 648 and encodes 215 amino acids. The record is from RefSeq and is a predicted model, not a curated record. The transcript has a single exon. NCBI's taxonomy places the organism in Eukaryota, Viridiplantae, Streptophyta, Magnoliopsida, Fagales, Juglandaceae.
AUGACUUUUGGACUAGCCAAUGCCCUUGCAGCAUUUAUGGACAUAAUGAACAGAGUGUUCCGACCCUAUAUGGAUUCUUUUGUGGUGGAUUUUAUCGAUGAAAUUUUAGUCAAUUCUCGAGAACUGGAGGAGCACUCAUGUCACCUUCGAUUAGUUCUGGGAAAGUUGAGAGAACAUCAACUUUAUGCGAAGCUAAGUAAGUGUGAGUUUUGGUUGGAGGAAAUUAGAUUUCUUGGACAUGUCAUUUCCCGAGAUGGUGUAGCAUUUGAUCCUAGUAAAGUUGAAGUUGUCUUAGCAUGGCCACAUCCUUCAUCGGUGCAUGAAAUUUGGAGUUUAUUGGGACUCACAGGAUAUUAUCAAAGGCACUUGGAAGGAUUUUCUCGAUUGUUUGGACCUCUCACUGCUCUUACUAGGAAGAAUAUUGAGUUUAUUUUGUCCGACAAGUGCAACAGAAGUUUUCAAGAGUUGAAAAAGAGAUUAACUACCGCACCCGUUCUGGCGCUUCCUGAACCACACAAGCCAUUUUUGGUCUUUAGUAAUGCUUCCAAGUUUGGUCUGGGAUGUUUUCUUAUGCAAGAGGGACGAGUUGUGGCUUAUGCAUCUCGCCAGUUAAAAGAUCAUGAAGGAACUAUCUCACCCAUGACUUAG